This is a messenger RNA of Epinephelus moara (kelp grouper), 1180 nucleotides long. It is a transcript of the gene ndufaf5, whose product is annotated as NADH:ubiquinone oxidoreductase complex assembly factor 5. Gene Ontology annotation, molecular function: S-adenosylmethionine-dependent methyltransferase activity. The transcript is spliced from 12 exons. The coding region runs from base 1 to 1065 and encodes 354 amino acids. The record is from RefSeq and is a predicted model, not a curated record. Gene Ontology annotation, cellular component: mitochondrion. Lineage: Eukaryota; Metazoa; Chordata; Actinopteri; Perciformes; Serranidae. Gene Ontology annotation, biological process: mitochondrial respiratory chain complex I assembly.
AUGAGCAGCGGAGUGUGUCGGAGAGUCCUGCAGACAGCCGGCUGCGGUCCUGCAGCCUCCUCAGCCAGCUGGAGCCGGAUCAUGUCCCCCUGCUGCAGCAGACUGGCAGCCGGGCCGAGGGCUGAGCCCCGCAGAGGGCUGUCUGUGCUGGGCAGAGGCACCAUGAACGUGUUCAACAGGGAGAUGAAGAGGAGGCAGAAGAACUGGGCUGCAUCACUGCAGGACGGACAUCAGUUUGACUACCUGAGGGACGAGGUUGGCAGUCGAGUGGCAGAUCGGGUUUAUGACAUUGCAAGGACGUUUCCUCUGGCUCUGGACAUCGGUGGAGGAAAAAGUCACAUUGCAGAGCAUUUAAGCAAGGAUGUUGUGGAGCGAUUGUUCCUGACAGACAUCUCAGAAGAAACUCUGAAACAGAGGAGACAGAGUGAGAUCCCGACUCAUCACGUUCUCGCUGACGAGGAGUUUCUGCCGUUUAAAGAAAACACCUUCGACCUGGUGAUGAGCAGCUUGAGCCUGCACUGGAUAAACGACCUGCCUGGAGCUCUAAAACAGAUCCACCAGGUGCUGAAGCCUGACGGGGUGUUCAUCGGGGCGAUGGUGGGCGGGGACACUCUUUACGAGCUGCGGUGCUCCCUGCAGCUCGCCGAGACCGAGAGAGAAGGAGGAUUCUCCCCCCACGUCUCCCCCUACACCGCCGUCACCGACCUGGGCAACCUGCUGGGCCAGGCCGGCUUCAACAUGCUCACUGUGGACGUUGAUGAUGUUCAGGUUCACUAUCCAGGAAUCAUUGAAGUCAUGACCGACCUUCAAGGUAUGGGUGAGAGUAACUGUGCGUGGAACAGGAGGUCGCUGCUGCACAGAGACACCAUAUUAGCAACAGCAGCUAUUUAUAAAGAGAUGUACGGUAACCAGGACGGGUCCAUCCCUGCCACCUUUGAGAUCCUCUACAUGAUUGGCUGGAAGCCUCACGAGUCUCAGGCCAAACCAGCGAAGCGAGGCUCAGCCACCGUGUCUUUUGGGGAUUUGUCAAAGAUCAGCCAGCCGACCAACACAAACAAGCCAUAGGAACAUCAGCUGACCUUCUGCAGAUUGUAAAUAAUAUAUUUUAUUUAACAGCUUCGUUAAAAGUAAGAAAUGUUGUAAUACUGUUGUCGGAAAUAAAGCUGAGCAAUGAAAACAG